AUGAUACCCCCAGACAAAUCAUGCAUAUUUCUAGAUGGAAGUGGGUUUAGAGUGACUGAAAUUCAAUGGAAUGACCAUGCAACAACAGCUACUAGUCCCACCUUUACUUCUUAUGCACAAAACCUUGUAGUACAAGGCAUCACUUUUAGGAAUACUUAUAAUGCACUUGGAAGUGUGACUAGACGUGAAGAUAUAAAACCAGCAAUUGCAGCUCUAAUCCAAGGAGACAAAGCGAUAUUUCAUAAAUGUGGUUUCAUUGGUUUGCAAGAUACUUUGUGGGAUGGUCCUGGCCGUCAUCUAUUCACUCAGUGCUACAUUGAAGGUGUCAUUGAUGUCAUUUCUGGUUUCGGUCAGUCUAUCUAUAAGGAAUGUGUGAUAAACAUACCAAUCAAUGCGUAUGCUCCAUUGCUAAAUGAAGGUUUUAUAACAGCUCAAGGAAAGGAGAAUCCAAGUGAAAGCAGCGGAUUCGUAUUCAUUAGAUGCAUAGUGAAGGGAAGUGGGAAGGUUUUUCUUGGAAGGGCUUAUAGACCUUUCUCCACUGUCAUUUUCCAUCUCUGUUUUCUACCUUCUUGCAUUGACCCUGCUGGUUGGAAUUCUUGGCAACAAGUUGGCCAUGAGAGUAAUCUGACGUAUUCAGAGACUCGUUGUAUUGGACCAGGAGCAGAUACUUCAAGCCGUGUGCCUUGGCUUAAGAGAUUGGAUGUAUAUCAAAUCAGACGAUUUACAGAUAUUUCUUAUAUUGAUCCACAAGGUUAUUGGACUUCAAGGCUUCCCGUUUUAUCCUAA
Molecule: messenger RNA, 786 nt
Organism: Cucumis melo (muskmelon)
Lineage: Eukaryota; Viridiplantae; Streptophyta; Magnoliopsida; Cucurbitales; Cucurbitaceae
Product: putative pectinesterase 52
Exons: 4
Coding region: 1-786 (261 amino acids)
Biological process (GO): cell wall modification
Molecular function (GO): pectinesterase activity
Source: RefSeq, a predicted model, not a curated record